CUUCUUCUUCUUAGUUCUUUCUUCUUUCCCUGUACCAAGUUUCCUUAUUAGAAACAUAGAUAAAUUUGGCAAAAGCUAAUCCACCUACCUACAGACAGAUAUGAGGAGGAACGGUUAAUAGAGAAGGGCACGGAAAGUGUUCGACGAAAUGCUCCAAAGAUGGUCUCUCUCAACUCAGGCCCCGUUUCUUCUUUCGCUCCACGGAUUUCGCUGAUUGAUUCCGAUACCCUUUUGCCUCUUUCUUCCUUCAAUCCCAAUCGUUUAGCUGGUGAUAGGAAAAUUUGUGGGCCUGUUCAAUGGUUUCUUGAGGUCAAGCUGAGGAAUAAAGGUUGUUGCUUUAGGCGUAGUAGUGGGGUUCUGACGAUGUGCAAUAACAACAACCAAGAUUUGGGUUGGGAUAGCGAUAAGGAUCUGGAAACGGAGAUUUUGGAGUUCAUGACGAAUUCUGAUAAACCUGGCAUGUUUCCGAGCAAGAAGGAUCUUAUCCGUUCUGGAAGAUUUGAUCUUGUUGAGAGAAUCGUAAACCAAGGUGGAUGGCUUUCCAUGGGAUGGGACUUGGAUGAAGAGGAAGAAGAAGAAGUUAAACAAGAGGAGGUCGUGCUACACAAUCUUUCCUCGAAUGCUUCAUCUUCAAGAGAAGAGGUAGUUGGUGAGGAUGAGAGUGGGAUUGAAGGUAUAUUGACUAGGUUGGAGAAAGAGAGGAAUUUGAGUCUAGGGAUUAACUUGAGUGGGAAAGGAGGAGAAAUCAAUGGUGAUGUUUCUUCAAAUGGUUCAGUUCCUUGGGAUUCAAUGAUUAUGACAGCUAGUGAGUUUCAAGAACUCGACGGUAGUGCAAGUUCAGGUGAAUACGGACAAAAUAGGUAUCAAGAAGCCAAGUCAGUUUCAGGGAACAGAGACUUAAACGACUUGUCUACAUCAGAAACGUGGAGAACAUGGAGUAUGAGGAGAGCUGGGUUUACUGAUGAAGAUUUUGAAGCUGCUGAAAUUUCUUCCAGUAGCUUGGUUGGUCUGAAGAAGGAUGAUACGGAUAAGGAUUCUGGUGGAAAAGAUAAAACUGCAUCUUACUCCGAAGAUAUAAAUACAACUCAUAUCAAAAGCCGUCUUCAAAAUCUCCAGUCAGAACUUUCUUCUGUUCUUCAAUCCCUUAGGUCUCCUCCUCCUGAUGAAGUUGUGGCAAGAAAGGAUAGUGAGACAAAUUCUGAGAACUUGGAGAACCUCAAUGAUGAUUGGGAGUUCAAAGAGAAUGAAAUCAUAUAUGCCCAGAACAAGCUACGGUCUACAAGGGCAAAGCUAGCUGUUCUUGAAGGAAAGAUGUCUAUGGCAAUAAUAGACGCACAGAGGAUUGUACGGGAGAAACAGAGAAAAAUAGAUCAUGCUAGGAGAGCUUUACGGCUACUCCGGACUGCAUCCAUAGUAUGGCCUAACUCAGCCUCAGAAGUUCUACUAACGGGUUCAUUUGACGGUUGGUCAACCCAGAGGAAAAUGAAGAAAGCACAGAACGGGGUCUUCUCUUUGUCACUGAAGCUAUAUCCUGGAAAAUACCAGGUUAAGUUCAUUGUUGAUGGCCAGUGGAAAGUGGACCCGCUUCGACCCAUUGUUACUUGUGAUGGACAUGAAAACAAUCUGCUCAUCAUCUCGUGAGGUCAUAGGCAACAACGUUUUAGAGCUAAUCCCACCAUCUAUGGAGCAUGAGCUGAAUCAGUAGGGUUUUAGUUUCUUUUGGGAUUUCAUUUUCAUGUAGAGUAAGGAAAGCAGUAGAGCUAGGUUUUUAAAUCUUGACAAAACAAGAAAUUAAGAAAAAAAAGAAUCUGUAUAUCUCAAAAUUUUCAUUGUAAUGACAAUGUUCCUCUGACGAGAAUAAAGCAAAAAAUUUGACU
This is a messenger RNA of Raphanus sativus (radish), 1877 nucleotides long. RefSeq names its product protein PTST homolog 2, chloroplastic. The coding region runs from base 160 to 1641 and encodes 493 amino acids. The transcript has 8 exons. Lineage: Eukaryota; Viridiplantae; Streptophyta; Magnoliopsida; Brassicales; Brassicaceae. The record is from RefSeq and is a predicted model, not a curated record.